This is a messenger RNA of Stegodyphus dumicola, 3064 nucleotides long. Its product is annotated as gamma-aminobutyric acid receptor subunit beta-like. Gene Ontology annotation, cellular component: membrane. Gene Ontology annotation, molecular function: GABA-A receptor activity; extracellular ligand-gated monoatomic ion channel activity. NCBI's taxonomy places the organism in Eukaryota, Metazoa, Arthropoda, Arachnida, Araneae, Eresidae. Gene Ontology annotation, biological process: monoatomic ion transmembrane transport. The record is from RefSeq and is a predicted model, not a curated record.
AAAAGCUUCUGUUUCUAUCUUCGGCACAACUUAAAGGUAUGUCCUCCUUGUCAAGAAGAAAGCGAAAAUGUUGAAAAGUUUCAUACGUCGGAUAAUUUUUCUAUGUUUCUUUUUCAAUAUUGGUCGAGCCCAUUCGCAGAAAUUAUUAGAACUUGAGAAUAUUACAGAUAUUAUAAAACAUCUUCUCGACGGUUAUGAUGUUCGACUUCGUCCAAACUUUGGUGGAAAUCCUCUUUUUAUUGGAAUGGAUUUGCAAAUUGCAAGUUUUGACGCCAUAUCUGAAGUGAAUAUGGACUAUACUCUUACCCUUUAUUUGAAUCAAUACUGGCAAGAUGAAAGAUUGGCUUUUAGUUCUGAAUCAUAUGAACUUACUCUUUCUGGGGAAUUUGCUGCAAAAAUUUGGGUCCCAGAUACAUUUUUUGCCAAUGAUAAAAAUUCCUUUCUUCAUGAUGUUACAGAGAAAAAUAAAAUGGUCAGACUGGCCUCCGAUGGCAAAAUAAAAUAUGGAAUGAGAUUUACUACCACUCUUGCUUGCAUGAUGGAUCUGCAUUAUUAUCCACUGGAUUCUCAAAAUUGCACUGUUGAAAUUGAAAGCUAUGGAUAUACUGUUGAAGAUGUGGUUAUGUACUGGAUGAAAGAAGCUGUUAUUGGGGUUGAAAAAGCUGAGCUCCCACAAUUCUCAAUACUACGUUACGAAACUACAGAUCGUGAGGAACCAUUAGCUUCAGGCACUUAUCAGCGACUUUCGUUAAGCUUUGAAUUAAAGAGAAACAUUGGCUAUUUCAUUUUUCAAACAUAUUUACCCUGCAUCCUGAUUGUUAUGCUAUCGUGGGUAUCUUUUUGGAUCAAUCAUGAAGCUACAUCAGCAAGAGUUGCAUUAGGUAUAACAACUGUGCUGACCAUGACAACUAUAAGUACUGGUGUAAGAUCCUCACUUCCGAGAAUUUCAUAUGUGAAAGCAAUUGAUAUUUACCUUGUUAUGUGUUUUGUGUUUGUAUUUGCUGCGCUUCUUGAAUAUGCUGCAGUCAAUUAUACUUACUGGGGAUCUAACAGAGCAAAGAAGAAAGCCAAAAAAUUGAAGGAAUCUAAAACUCCUGAAGGUUGUAUGAAUGAAGAAAUAAUUGAGCUGCAGGAUGUUCGAGUGUCUCCAAUACCUUAUCUCCGCCGUAGAAACCAAACUUCUGCAUAUUCAUCGGACACUUAUUUUCCACCAUCCUUUCGGAGAACACGCUCACACUACUCCCAAGGUUUCAAUCGAAAAUCUUUAGAGCGUAAUUCUGAGAGGCACAAGAGGCCUUAUGUAUUGAGCAGCUUAAAGAGAGGAGCCAGUGCUUUAAGGGCUUCUAUGCCAAAAAUUAAAGACAUUAAUAAGAUAGAUAAAUUAGCUCGUAUUGUAUUCCCUGUGUCAUUCCUAUUGUUUAAUUCAAUAUAUUGGUGUUUUUAUGUAUUUUAAUGCCCACACUGAAAGUUUUCACUCAGAAGUGCAAUUAAUUUGCUAUUUUUAUGUCUGAAAGACUCAUUUCAUGUAUUUUUAAUUUUAUUUCGAUCACAUUUGGUAAAAGAAGAAAAAGUAAAGCAGUUGCAUAUAUGUGUGGGGAAAUAAAUGAUCUUUCACUUAUUUUCCAGCAGUGUAAUAAAGCAAGUCAUUUCAAACCGUGUAUUGUAUUUGAAUAAAUUUUGCUAGUUUUCAAUUUAUACAGUUUUCCAUUGUAAAAAAGAAAUAAAGAUUCAAAUACUUAAGAAUAUAAUAUAAGAUAAUACUUUUCAUCAUAUUUUUCUGUACUUGAAUCUCAGAGCACUAAGAGACGUAUCAACAAUUUCUUUGGCUACAAGUAUACGUAUGAAAAGGUGAGGAGUUGCAUAGUAGGAAAAGAGACAACUAUUUAUUUCAUAUAUAUUCUAUCAUAUAGUUAGUAUUAAAAAAAACUAAUGUAAGCUUAAGAAUAAUAAUUAUUGUAUUAUACUGCUGAAAUUUUUUAAUAUUCCAUUCUAAAAUUGUACUGUCAUGUUAAAUAGCACCAGGCUUAAGAAUUUAUUUCUUACAUAUGUUUUGGACAACUUUAUGUGUAUAAAUAUGUCAGUUUGCGGGAUAUAUUUUUGUGCAAAUCCACAUGCAACAUAUAAAAAGUAAAAUAUCAUCAAAAGAAAGUCUUUUAUUAUCAUACAGGUAACUUUUAAAUGCCUAUUUAUUAUACAGUAUGAUAGAUAAAGUUGUUAAAACUGUAAAUUCAGAACAGAUUAUUUUAGAUAUGGUCAGCACGGAGAAAUGUUUUUAAUCUUUUGGAAUGACAUAUAGUUCUGCACUUACUUAAAGUGGAGUAUGCAUAUCAUAGACAUCACAUAUUUAACUUUGUGUACUACUUAUAUACAUUCCCGCUGUAGUUAUAGGCAAAAGAUAACCGGCAAUGCCCUUUUCAAUUGCCCAAAUAUCUAGAUUUUUUAUGAAAUGAUAUUUGGGAUUAUUUAUUUAUAACAUUAUUCCAAACAUCGUUAAACAAUAAUGAGCAGUAAUCUUUUAUUAGUAAUAAAUUUUACCCUAGAAAUGAUAUCAAGCCUCAUUACACAAUAAUGAACGUUUUCUUUUUAAAAAAUAUGGCAUUCAUUUAAUAAAGUAAGCUUUCAGCAGAUAAUUUUUAUAAAUAACUAUGAUAUCAAACAUCAUUACACAAUAAUGAGGAUUUUUCUUAUUUAAAAGUAAGUCAUUCAUUUUAAUGAACAAAGCUUUUAGCAUGAAAAUUUAUAUAAAUAACUAUGUGACAUCAGAAAAUUUCCAGUGGUUUGACAAACCACAUUUUUUUUUGUUCUUUGGUGAUAUAUGAUCUAAGUCAUUGCAUAGUUAAGAAAACUUGUACUUACUGUUUGUUUACCGUUGAUAACUCAUCCCAUAUAAAAUUGUGACUUUGUUACUUAAUAUUGGGGGGGGGAGUAUUCUGCCUUGUAAAAAUUUAUAAAUGACUUUUCAAGUUGUCACUUCAGCUAGUAACAAUUCAUUUUGAUCAUUUACUUUGAAUUGAUUAGUUUUGUGUGUAUUUUAAAAUCUGGAAUAAAUAUAUAUUGAUCAAUA